AUGCGUUAUGCGGCCGCGGCCGGUGCCUCGCGGCGACAUGCGAUCGGCCGUUUUUGCGUCGCGAUCCCAUUCCGCCGCGGCGGCCGCAUUCCCCGCGCUGCGCGGCCAACGCUGCCGCCGCUGCGCCGCGCUAAGCGCUCGCUAAUGAAUAAUGUUCUUUUUGUCCGUCCCUCAAUCAUAACUGGCGCUGUACCGGGAAGCAGGCGCCACCCGUUCACCCGUCAGCCGCCACAUCUCCAUCGGCUCUUAAGGGCG
Molecule: messenger RNA, 255 nt
Organism: Iphiclides podalirius (scarce swallowtail)
Lineage: Eukaryota; Metazoa; Arthropoda; Insecta; Lepidoptera; Papilionidae
Source: the annotation of a GenBank genome assembly